AUGACUGCUUGCUAUGACGGGUGCAGCUGCCUCACAGAUAUAAAAUAUAUCAACUGUUCGGGUGGGAAUCUUACCACUCCUCUUAGGAAUGUCCCCCACAACACAGAGUACCUGGACCUGUCCAGAAACCUGUUGACAGUGGUCCAAGCAGGGUCAUUUGGGACCCUGUGGAGCCUGAGGGUGCUCCUUUUAAAAGAGAACAACCUCAGCCAUGUAGAUGACGGAGCUUUCUCCUCCCUCCAGGGGCUGAGGAGGCUGGACCUGAGCCAUAACCACCUUUCUGCCCUGGGGCCUGGCUUCUCCCUGGGCCUUGAAUCCCUAACCGAGCUCCUGCUGGAUCACAACCAUCUCACCGUCCUGGAGAGUGGGACCUUCCACAGCCUGGAUUGCCUCCAGAAGCUGGACCUGAGCAGCAACCUAAUCUCCACAGUAAAGCCCAGAGCCCUGGGUUACCUGACUGGCCUGCGCCAGCUCCACCUGGAGGGGAACCAUCUAACCUCCCUGGGUUCAGGCCUCUUCUCCACACUGCGCUCCCUGGAGGUGCUGGGCCUUCGGGGGAACUUGAUCAGCUCCACUGAGCCAGGAGUCUUCGCUCCUAUGUCUUCGCUAACUCUGCUGGACCUGGCCCUCAACCGUCUAAGCACCUUGGGCUACAGGACCCUGUUGAGCAUCCACACCCCCAGCCUCCAUGUCCUGUUGGAGGGCAACCCCUGGCACUGUGAUUGCGACCUGCAGAGGGUGUUCAGGAAGUUGUCCAGCAUCCACAGGGUCUUCCUGGAUGACUACCAGGAGCUGAGGUGCAGCCAGCCCACCGAACUACAGGGCAGGUCCAUGGGAGAAGUGGAUGAUGAGCUGUGUGUCGGAGAGACUGUGACAGUGCUCAUUCUGACGGUCACCGUGGUGAUCACCGUGGUAGCUGCCAUUAUCAUGGCGGAGAAGAACAAGAAGAAUAGCGUGGCUAAGAACUGGGAGGAGAGCGUGGGGCUGGACACCUACUGUGACAAUUACAAUUAAGGCUGUCACCUCCUCAUGAUACAAUAAUGAAAACUCACUGUGCCUCAGUUCCCAAUGUGGUUAGAUCUGAUCUGAUUAACAACAUGGAAUGCAAGCAGAUUUUCUUUAGAUAACUAUAACUAUUCUCAAAGAGAUUCACCCUCUUAGCUUGUAGAAUAGGA
This is a messenger RNA of Oncorhynchus gorbuscha (pink salmon), 1175 nucleotides long. Its product is annotated as leucine-rich repeat-containing protein 15-like. The transcript has a single exon. Gene Ontology annotation, molecular function: protein binding. NCBI's taxonomy places the organism in Eukaryota, Metazoa, Chordata, Actinopteri, Salmoniformes, Salmonidae. The coding region runs from base 1 to 1014 and encodes 337 amino acids. Gene Ontology annotation, cellular component: plasma membrane. The record is from RefSeq and is a predicted model, not a curated record.